Messenger RNA from Tigriopus californicus, 3780 nucleotides. Its product is annotated as UPF0047 protein YjbQ-like. Lineage: Eukaryota; Metazoa; Arthropoda; Copepoda; Harpacticoida; Harpacticidae. The transcript is spliced from 5 exons. The coding region runs from base 3098 to 3652 and encodes 184 amino acids. The record is from RefSeq and is a predicted model, not a curated record.
AAUUCAAAAAGUACAAUUGGUCCUAUAUUUGGUAGAGGCUACUACCUCACAAAGCGCCCUCUGAAGCGCAGAAUGUUAAAAUUAUUUAGUGUAGCCUAGAAAGCCUACUGAGAGAUUGAACACCAAGCCUUGCAUUCGGAUUGAAAUUAAUCUCCCAUGAACUUGAAUUCUCGAAUCUCUAAUACCCGAACUCCUGACACAACAAGGAACUCAAGCUAUUUAAUCUCUCGUUAACUCAAUGAGCCCAAGAACCAAGUAUUCCAGAUUGGUUCAUUUCUAGAUGAUCGCAAAAUUCUGACUCGAGUUUAGCUUUAUGAUUGGAAGAGAGAAAGAUGCUCACGGCUGGUGUCCUCUUCUUUCUUCCGCAACCCGCAGUUUACAGUGGGGCAUUCUGCUGUAGAGAUACUCCACGCCAAACUGUAGAGUGGGUUGGUGUGCAUGGUUGGUGAGGCCCUGAGAGGCUGGUGAAAGGAAACCUCCAUCAAGGAUCGAAGAGGCUGCUUGCUUGCUCAGUGGAGGAACAAGACGAAGAGAAGAGCUGGAAGACGGAGGAUCGAGGAGGAAAUAGGAAACAGAGAGAGAGAGAGAGAGAGAGCGAUAGGCCAACAGCCUCAGCUGCUAGAUGGCUGGGGAUGACGAAGGCCUCGUCCUCCUCGGUUUUCUUUCCAAGUUGUGUGAAUGUCUCUGUGUGUGAAGUGUAAGACUGUGUAAGACCCAUCCAAGGCUGUGUGAGAAUGCCAGGAAGGAAGGGAAAAGGAGAAGGAGGAGGAGGAGGCAAAAUAAGAAGAGGAGGAGGAGGAGGAGGAGGAGAAAGAAUGGCAAGAAGGCUCUCCGUGCGUCCAAGGGCCUGCAGGCCUGCCGCCAUGGAAGCCCAUUUCUAGUCGCUGGAUUUUCAGCAGGAGAAGCAAGAUGAAGGCGACCAUGUUGUGGAAGACAGCACGAACAAGGCCACCAGCACUCCCGAGAAUGAACAAGACCAAGACGGCGAAGGCGAGGAACAAGAACACCACAGCUAUUCCACUGCACACUGGACAGAGUGAGUUGCGACUAGUGGGGGCCCUCCGUUGUUGAUAAGGAAAGUAGUAGUGUGUGAAACUGUAAUUGUGAAAAUAGUGGCACAAGGACCUCCAUUUCUUCCUUUGGGUUUGGUGUUGGGUCAGGCUCUUGUGUGAGAGAGUGAGCAGUGGUCGGGUUGCAAUGGAUCAAGAAGUCCCUCCAAUUUUCACGGACCGCCUGGCCACCUUCAGGGCAGUUCAAAUACGGGCAUCAUAGUCAUCCCAACCAUCACCAUGAGGCAAUGGGUGAGAUGUCUCUGAGUGAGUGUGUGGGUUGUUAUGUGUAGGUACACAAAGUGGCUUUCAAAAUAGCCCCCGAAAUCAUGGGUGAAAAAUAACAAGGAUCUACCACAAGUGAAGUGAAACCCCAGUCUCUGAUUGUCCACAACAAGCGUGGUUGGAGGAGGUGUGAGUGUCUUUUGGGUCGCCGAAGCGAAAGAAAAAUCUAUCCCCGUUUCACAAUGAUAUAGCCUCCCUCGGCAUGUCGACUGUCUCAGUGUUCUCGUCAACAUCUGUGAAGUCUUUUGGCAGGAAUACAAAGUGGUAAAAGUCUUGACUCUGCCAAACUGUCCCUUUUUCACUAGUGGCCUACGCGGCAGCUGCAGGCGUGACUGGUUUGUUUUGCCUUUCCCGCUCUUGAAGUUUUCAACAAAAACACAACAACAGAGAACGGAGAGCGGACGCCAGAAGCCAGGAGCCAGGAAAAAGAAGGGAGCCCAAAAGCUGGUCUUUUGUUUCUCUUGAUGCCUAUGGCCCUUGAAGACUUGAGAAAUUUAUUUCGUGGAGACAGUUGCAGUGGUGAACUGGGGGGUAUCGAUGCCUCGAGAACUUGCACAAACUAAGGCGCUCAAAUAGCUUCGUUGGCUUCCUGCCUCUCACUGACAAGGUUAAAGAUCGCACCGCUUGCGGAGUGUUCUUCAGAACCGCCGAAAAGAGUCUCAUUCUGACAUUGAGGGCUACCAUUACUUGGAUCAUCGCCAACAGUGGUCCAGAGGUCCGUUCCCCCUCUGUGGUUCUCCCCAAUGCCGUAAUGAUUGGUUCCAAAUUACAUUGCUCAUCCAUGGACAAAUCUCGCUAGGCCCACAGAGCUAAAAGAGCAAGUGUCCUGUCCUCAUAACUGCAUGUUCAUGUCACAUCACUAGUCAAGAGAAACCGUCAUACCCCUGUGGCCCCUUUGCUCGUCUGGCCAGGGAUUGCACAUUCGUCGUUGGCGGUGGUUGUGGCGGUGGCGAUGGUGAAGGAAAGAGGGCAUUCAUCUUUGCCGCCAUUGGACCAGUGAAGAGUGCGUGUGCCGCCAGAGAGCAACCUCUGUUCUUCCAGAGUUAAUGCAGCAUAUGAUCUUGCUCCUUUAGCCCUCAACGAGCCUGGCCUCACUUCCUUGUUUGUCCAUAGUGGCUGCCUGAACGGGGACAGACCGAACCGUCUUUAUGGACCUUGAGGCACCACGAAGACACAGGAAUCCGCGUCUCCGAGAGUAAUAUUGUUUUUGGCAUCUCUCCUGGCCUCCCACCAUUGUGAACAGGUCUUCUUCCAGAGCGAAGAUCUCGCGCAGAGAUAUUCAUAUGCACACAGAUCCCCCAUCAUUUAUGGAUGCUUACCCCCGUCUAGUUUGGAUCCAUCCAGAUUUGGCGCCAAUCUAAUCAGAAUCAGAGACUUUGAUGACCCCGUCAAGCCAGCUGCUCCUAGUUUUCAGCCUGGACCAGACAACCCAAUCCUCAUUUGCUACUAUGAGCGAAGAUUUCUCUAAGUGACAAGUUGAUGGGUCAGUCACAGCAUCCACCAUCAUUCCCUGUCCUUGUUGUCUUCACUGACAUUGUUACUACUAAACUGGUUGCUGAACCAGCUGAUGACAAAUUGACAAGGGAGCCAAACAAGUUACCCACGUGCCUCAGCGUUCCUCCUCCAAGAACGACAACCCCGACGAGUACGAUUGUGCACUCUCAUCCCUCCCAUUUACUGAUCUAUUCCGCCCACACUGCCCAUUUCUUUGCCUCCUGGCAUGUCCACCUGCCAUCAAUCAGGCGCCUUGACGUCCACAGCAGAUGGCUUGCUCGGCCAAUCACAGUAAAGGCUCGGGAUCGGCUGUUGGCGCGGGCCUCAUUGUCGGCCAGACUCCAGCCUGGUUGCAAAGAAAAAUUCAUCUCAGACCACAACACAGAGGGGUUCAUUUGGUCACAGAGGAAAUACUGAGACAGCUACCUGAGUUGUCCCAGUUCACUGUUGGCCUGAUGCACAUACAGCUCCUUCACACCUCGGCCAGUCUGGCCAUCAACGAGAAUUGGGAUCCAGACGUUCGAGACGACAUGGAAAUGAUGCUCAACCGGAUAGUUCCAGAGGACAUGCCAUUCCGACACUCUUGUGAAGGACCGGAUGACAUGCCUGCCCACGUGAAAGCCUGCUUUUUAGGCUCCAACCUGACCGUCCCAGUCUCAGAUGGCAAACUCAACCUUGGAACCUGGCAGGGUGUGUGGCUUUGUGAGCACCGAGAUAGGGCGGGGUCUCGGAAAGUGUUAGUGACGGUCAACGGGGCUCUUCGGGACCCUGAACGGACUCCGGUAUCCCCGACCUCGCCCAUUGCCUCCACAACGAGUAGCUAAUGAAGAGGGAAAUGCGUAUGUUGUGAAAGACAAGUGUGACCACAAGUGUGACAGCCCAAUGCAGCCCCGCCCAAAAGCCCACCACCCUCUUUAACUAAGUUUUGAAGAUAAAAAUCCAAGUGCAAUAA